AUGGAAAGACGGAUAAAGAUUCUCUUUGAUAAGGUGAUUUCUCCCCUUCAGUCAGCUUACGUACCUGGUAGACUGAUCUCAGAUAAUAUCUCUCUUACACAUGAGAUUAUUCAUACACUCAAAAGGAAAAAGAAAGGUGACAACUAUUUGGCAUUAAAGCUAGACAUGUCAAAAGCAUUUGACAGGCUAGAAUGGAGUUUCAUCACAGAAGUUAUGAAGAGAAUGGGUUUUAGUGAGAAGUGGUGUUCACUCAUUCAUCAGUGCAUAUCAACCACAGAAAUAUCUGUAUUACUAAAUGGAUCACCUUGCACUCCUUUUCAUCCAACCAGAGGUAUACGACAAGGAAAUCCAAUCUCUCCUUAUCUCUUCAUUAUUUCCAUGGAAGCCUUCUCUCGUGCAAUGGUAGCUACAGAAUACUCAAAGAAAAUAUCAGUGAAGAAUAACUUUUGGGGUGGCUCUCUUAAGGCUAAAUACUUCAAAAAUCAUAAACCUCUUCAUGCCCCUAAAAAGGCAGACUCUACAUGGUCUUGGAAGAGUAUUAGCUCAGAAUUUGAGUUCAUAUAUAAAUACAACUUUUGGUCAUUAGGAAACGGUGAGAAUAUCCUAAUAUGGCAGGACAAGUGGGUGCCUUCACUAAAUGAUCCUCCAUCUCCAGAUGAAGCUGCAGUUAAUAUUCAAGACUACAAAUAUGUCGCUGAACUUAUUGAUUCAACAAAUAAAUGCUGGAAGAAAGAUAUUGUUUAUCAUCUUUUCAAUCUGGAAGCUGCUCAGAAAAUCUUGGCUAUAAGAAUUCUUCUACAGAGUGAAGAUAAACUAGUUUGGACUAGAACUAAAAAUGGUUGUUUUACUGUCAAGUAUGCAUACCAGGAUCUAUACAAUCUCAAGUAUCACAAUGGAGCUGAUCAUCCCCCGGUAGCCAACACAAAUCUCUGGAAAAGAAUCUGGAUCCUACCCUUGAUUCCUAGAAUCAAGUUAUUCCUGUGGAAAUGUGCAAAAGAUAUUAUAUCUUCUAAAGAAAGGUUAAGCAGAAGGUUUCCUCAAGAAGAAGUAAAAUGUAAAUGGUGUGGCUGUGAGAUGGAGACAACCAUGUACAUUCUUCUCGACCAUCCCUUUGCAAGGGAUGUUUGGUUUGGAGCUGGUUAUAUUAUCUCAGAUCAUGAAUGGGUACAGCCAAAACAAUGGACUGCUAGUUGGAUUCUUAACUCUGACCAGAAUAUGAUCAUAAAAAUGGCAGUUAUCAGCUGGCAGUUAUGGAAAGACAUAAGUUGUGUCUUCUUCAGUAACAAAAUCUCUACCCCUAAUCAACUUUUACAUUUCAUCAAUAAGUUCAUUAGUGACUCUAAAUCUGAAGGAUAUGGACUGAUUUUUCAGAAUUUUGCAGGUACUCACUUAGCUUCAGCCUGCAAGUACUAUCAAGUAGCAUCUGGACCUGAACAACUGGAGUGCUUGGAGGUUCUGGAGUUAUUAAAAUUAGCAAUAAGGUGGGAGUUCAGAAGGAUUGCCAUUGAAGUUGAUUACCAAGCUCUAGUUAGAGCAAUCCAGGGGGAAGAAUCUGAUGUUCCUUGGGAGUCAAGAGGGAUUGUUGAUGACAUUAAGUUUCUUUUACUUUCUUUUGAUUUAUGGUCGUGUAAGCACACAAAUAGACAUGCAAAUAAGUAUGCAGAUAGUCUAGCUAAACAUGGUAGAAAGGAAGGUAUCUCUGAUACUUAG
Papaver somniferum (opium poppy) is the source of this 1710-nucleotide messenger RNA. RefSeq lists its product as uncharacterized. The transcript is spliced from 3 exons. The record is from RefSeq and is a predicted model, not a curated record. Gene Ontology annotation, molecular function: nucleic acid binding; RNA-DNA hybrid ribonuclease activity. Bases 1 to 1710 code for a protein of 569 amino acids. Lineage: Eukaryota; Viridiplantae; Streptophyta; Magnoliopsida; Ranunculales; Papaveraceae.